AUGCCUGCCCCCUCUGCCCCUGCGCCAGCCCCAGCUGCACAGGUGUCCCAGUGGCACCACUACCUGCAGGCCAUCCGGUCACGAGAGGCGCCCCGAGCCCAGGACUACCAGCGCGCAGAGAAUGUGCUGCUCACGGUGCUGGAGCGCGUGCACGCCCUGGACCCCCGCUUCGUAGUGGACUACUCCCAUGACCUGGAGGCCUUCCAGUUUGCUCUGCGCUCCUCGGAGGACCCGCUGGACAUAGAAGUGCCCCUGGGGGUGGAUGCCGAAGCUCUCCUGCUUGAGGAGCCAGGGCCCACCGAGCCAGGGGACGGCCCUGCGUCCUGCCGCCUGGGCAUCCUCAGGGAAGGGGCUGGCCUAGAGCGCUGGACCACUGAUGAUGUCUUCAGCGCCUCCUCAGAAGGCAGCACCCAGUGCUGUGGUCACAUAGAGCCCAGCAAGGUCUUGCAUGUCCUCAAGGACUUACUGGUGGCGGCCAUCGUGCACUGCAAGCACCACAGCCUCAUCACACCAGGUUCACUAAAUGCGGCCAGCCUGAGGGAGGAGCAGCUCCACCUGGCCCUGUUGGUGUCCAGUGGCUGGAGGACAAUCCGCUUCAAUGUUGUGCCUGUGGUGAGGAGGAAGCAGAGGCUGCCUGCCCUGGAGGGGGCCCAGCUGACACCCGGAUUCCCCAAGGGCAGCUUGACAAGGAUCAUCAGCAAAGGGGUGAACUUGGUGCCAGCAAGUGCCCACCACUGGAGGACCUCCACGGACUACCUGCUCACCAAGCUGCUCAGUGCACUGGGCUCCCUCCGAGGCCACCGCCUGGACAGUCUCUCCAUCCUCGACAGGGUGAACCAUGAAAAUUGGCGAGAGGGUGGCCACAGUGCGGGCCUGACCUUCAAUCACCUGAAGACGGCACUGCUGUGGGCCUGCGUACUGUUCCCGGCACCUGAGGACUGGGCAGAGCUGCAGGGCGCCGUGUACCGUGUGCUGGUUGUGCUGCUUAGCUGCCUGGCUACCAGGAAUCUGCCCCACUUCCUCUACCCCGAGCACAACCUGCUGCAGGGUGGCGGCCUGGACCUCAGUGCCAUCUACCAGCGCGUGGAGGGCUUCGCCAGCCAGCCCGAGGCAUCCCUGCGCAUCCACGCCACCCACCUGGGCCGCAGCCCUCCACCACGCAUCACCACUGGGAUCAAGGCACUCCUGCAGCUGCCUGCCAGCGACCCUGCCUACUGGGCCACCGCCUACUUUGAUGUUCUGCUGGACAAGUUCCAGGUCUUCAACAUCCAGGAUAAGGACCGGAUCUCUGCCAUGGAGAGCAUAUUCCGGAAGACCAGGACUCUGGUUGGCGAGCAGAGCUGAGCUGGACCGUGGGGUCGCAGCCUCACAGCCUCUCUGUGCUGCACCACGGGAGCUUCCUGGAUGUUUAGAAAGGGAGUGGGCUUCUCUUGGAGGUAGGGGCAGGGAGCUUCAUCCCCCAGGACACCCUGAGACUGCCUGGGGGAUAGCCUCGGAGAGUCUCGAAGUGCCGGCCAGGCCAGGCCUCCCACAGCAGACUGAGGGCUGGGGUGAUGGCACAGCCCUUUGUGUGCUGCACAUGGGUCCAUCUGUGUGACAUGGUCAGGAGAACGGCCUUUCUACAAGAGACCCGCGGCCAGAGGAGUGGACCAUGCCCACACUCACACCACUCCUUGGUGAUGAAAGAUUGUAUAUUUGGUCUUAAAUAAAUGAAUUGGCUGGAUAUACA
Molecule: messenger RNA, 1729 nt
Organism: Otolemur garnettii (small-eared galago)
Lineage: Eukaryota; Metazoa; Chordata; Mammalia; Primates; Galagidae
Gene: MAB21L4
Product: chromosome unknown C2orf54 homolog
Exons: 5
Coding region: 1-1344 (447 amino acids)
Source: RefSeq, a predicted model, not a curated record